Cuscuta europaea is the source of this 4369-nucleotide messenger RNA. Lineage: Eukaryota; Viridiplantae; Streptophyta; Magnoliopsida; Solanales; Convolvulaceae. The record is from the annotation of a GenBank genome assembly.
AGGGCAUUUGCAAAUGGCGGCCAGCCUUAUGUUUGGCAUUUCUUGUGGGACCCUUAUGUUAGAUAGAACCGCUUAAAUGCAUUUUCACUGAAAGUCAAGCAGUUUGUCUGGUGGCCAUCAAUUCUGCGACACAUUCACUAUCAGUUUACAGCUCCCAGUCACACUACUCGACCAAGCAUUCCUCCUCUCCUGUCUCUGAUCUUCACCCCUGUAUCGGUCUUUCUCAGCCCUCAGCUGUAAGCCGACAGACGAGUAGGAGGUGUCCAGCAUGCACUCCAUCUUGGUGAUGGUGACGUUGCCAUUUAGAGUGCUGGAAGAGGCAAACUCGGGUUCCGAUUCCAACCCGACUGACGCAGUCAUCUUCGUGGGUAUCAGCUUGGUGUUAGGGAUAGCUUGCAGGCAUCUGCUGAGGGGUUCCAGAGUGCCUUACACGGUUGCUUUGCUAGUCGUUGGCAUUGGCCUCGGAGCCUUGGAUUAUGGAAAGCAUAAUCAGCUUGGAAAGAUUGGGAAUGGGAUUCGUAUCUGGGCAAAUAUUGAUCCUGACCUUUUAUUGGCUGUUUUUCUUCCUGCACUUCUCUUUGAGAGUUCAUUUUCAAUGGAAGUGCAUCAGAUAAAGAGGUGCAUGGUCCAAAUUAUUCUACUUGCUGGGCCUGGAGUGCUCAUUUCAACUUUUGUUCUUGGAUCCGUGUUAAAGCUUGCUUUCCCGUAUAACUGGAGCUGGAAAACAUCUUUAUUGCUUGGGGGAUUGCUGAGUGCUACUGAUCCCGUGGCUGUUGUCGCUUUGCUAAAAGAACUUGGGGCAAGCAAAAAAUUGAGCACCAUAAUUGAAGGAGAAUCCUUGAUGAAUGAUGGGACGGCAAUCGUUGUAUAUCAACUGUUUUUGCGCAUGGUUCUUGGAUGGAGCUUUAACUGGGGAUCAAUAAUCAAGUUUUUGCUGCAAGUCACCAUUGGGGCAGUGGCCAUUGGUCUUGCUUUAGGACUGUCAUCUGUUUUGUGGCUGGGAUAUAUUUUCAAUGAUACAGUGAUAGAGAUCACACUCACACUUGCUGUGAGCUAUGUAGCUUAUUUCACCGCACAAGAAAUGGCCAAUUUUUCAGGUGUAUUGACUGUCAUGACGUUAGGAAUGUUCUACUCUGCUGUUGCUAAAACUGUUUUCAAGGGUGACGGGAAAAAGAGUAUGCAUCAUUUUUGGGAAAUGGUUGCAUAUAUUGCCAACACAUUAAUUUUUAUCUUAAGUGGGCUUGUCAUAGCAGAUGGAUUUCUUCAAAGUGACAACUUUUCUAAAACACAUGAAUAUUCCUGGGGUUACCUCAUCCUUCUCUACAUUUUUGUUCAAGUCUCCCGGAUAGUUGUUGUUGGAGUAUUGUUUCCACUUCUGAGGUGCUUUGGCUAUGGUUUAGAUUGGAAAGAAGCUAUUAUUCUCGUAUGGUCUGGCCUACGAGGGGCUGUAGCAUUAUCUCUUUCGCUAUCUGUGAAGCGUUCAAGUGGUAACUCAUCUCUUAUCAAUUCGGAGACUGGAACUCUGUUCAUUUUCUUUACCGGUGGAAUUGUGUUCUUGACACUGAUUAUCAAUGGAUCAACAACACAAUUCAUUUUACACUUCUUGAAAAUGGAUAAGCUAUCAUCAGCAAAGCGGCGCAUAUUAAAUUACACGAAGUAUGAGAUGUUGAACAAAGCUGUGGAGGCAUUUUCUGACCUUGGAGAUGACGAGGAACUAGGACCUGUUGACUGGCCUACUGUCAAAAGAUAUCUUACAUGCUUAAAUGAUUUAGAGGAUGAUGAAAGAAUGCACCCUCAUUCUUCUUCAAGAAACAACGAUAGCCUACAUCAUCUAAAUACAAAAGAUAUCCGGAUUCGCUUUUUGAAUGGUGUUCAAGCUGCUUACUGGGGAAUGCUAAAUGAGGGAAGGAUAACACAGAACAUUGCAAACAUUCUAAUGGAAUCUGUUGAUGAAGCACUUGACUUAGUAUCUCAUGUGGCUUUGUGUGAUUGGGAAGGCCUAAAAACUUAUGUGAAUAUUCCGAAUCGUUACAAGAUUCUUCAAACAAGUAUUGUCCCGCAAAAACUUGUCACAUACUUCACUGUCGAGAGAUUAGAAUUUGCGUGUUAUAUCUGUGCAGCCUUUCUCCGGGCCCAUAGGAUUGCAAGGCAGCAACUAAAUGACUUUAUUGGAGACAGUGAAAUCACAUCAUCUGUGAUAAACGAAAGCAAAGAAGAAGGAGAGUAUGCACAGAAAUUUCUUGAAGAAGUACGGCUCACAUUUCCUCAGGACCUAGCAUCGGGGAAGAUGAUUGGCAGUGCUAAGGAGGAGGAUGGACUCUAUAUCUUUGAUGGAGAAACUCAAUCUAAUAAAAAAGGAUGAUAAUGGUUUUUCAAAUAUCAGUACACCUGAAAAUGAUCAAGGAAUUAAAAAUAAUGAAGUAAAUCCAACUGAACCAAUUGAAAAGGAUCAACAGACAAGUCAGUUCUUUGAAAAAACUUAUGAGAGAAGGGUUAGAAAUCAAAGAAUAGAGGAAGUUCAAAAACCUACAACUGUCCAUGAUUCUGCCUCAAUGUCAGGAAGUGAAAAAGGUUCUCCGUGUUGUCAAAACCAGACAAACAACGUAUACUGUACUGAAUCGAUUGAUGAAGUAUGUGCAUAAUCUUGAAGAGAUUGGUUUGUUAGAUGAAAAAGAGAUGAUUCAUCUUCAUGAUGUUGUACAGACUGACCUGAAGAAACUCUUACGGAACCCCCCUGGAGUAAAGAUGUCAAGUGUUCAUGAUUUGAUAGGUAUAAAUCCUUUCCUAGGAGCCCUUCCUUCCACAGUCAGUGAGACCCUAGUUGGCUGUACCAAGGAGAUUAUGAAGCUAAGUGGUUCUACACUGUAUAGAGAAGGAGAAAAGCCAACUGGUAUUUGGCUUAUUGCAAAUGGAGUAGUGAAGUGGACAAGCCGGAUUUCAAGCCAUAACCACCGGCUGCAUCCCACAUUUACACAUGGAAUUACAUUGGGAUUGUAUGAAGUUCUUGUUGGAAAGCCAUACAUCUGUGAUAUUGUCACUGAUUCAGUGGUUCGCUGUUCUUUUAUUGAAACAAAGAAGUUACUUUCUGCUCUUAAAUCUAAUCCUACAAUAGAAGAUUUCUUUUGGCAGGAAGGUGCUACUGUUCUUGCCAAUGUCUUGCUUCCUGAAGUUUUUGGGAAAGUUGGGAUGCCUGACCUAAGAGCUUUUAUUGCACGAAAAUCCACACUGAGUACAUACGUAAGGGGGGAAAGUUUCGAAUUGGCUCACCAUUCUAUUGGUUUUUUAUUAGAAGGAUUUGUGAAGAGUCAAGGUGAAGAUGGCCAGUUAGUAUCCUUUCCUGCAGCAUUAUAUCCUUCUUGCGAAGGGAAAAGUUCAGGGAAAUCUGGAAAGGAAGGUGCCAGGGUAGACAGUUUUUCACAUCAACCACACUGUUAUCAAGUUGAGACAAGAGCUAGGGUUAUCGUGUUUGAUGAUGUUGGAGCAUUUGAAACACACACAAGCUCCCAUAGGAUUUCAUCUUCGUUUUUAUUACAUCCAGCAGAGCUCCAACUUAGAUCACUUAGUAGAGAUGGUGGGAGCCUAAUGAGUUGGCCCGAACAUUCGUCUUUGCCCGAAGACCAUUACAGUCGAGAAGGCACUUAUCGCCAGAAGAAUAUUCUCUCCACACUGUCAAUGCACCCAUGUAUGUUUGGUGGUACGACAAGCAGCACCAAAGGGCCAAAAGACAAAAGCAUUACUUCUCAAAGUCUGUCAUAUCCAAGGAUUUCAUCAAAUGUUGCACGGCCUCUUGUCUCUGUGAGAUCAGAGGGAUCUUGCACCAUUUAUAAGCAUGUUGAUGUUCAGGGAACCAACAAAGAAGACAGUGUUACUAAACUUGCAACCCAUGAGGGUAGAGAUCAAUCAAGUGAUGAAUCUGGUGGUGAGGAUGAACACAUUGUGAGAAUUGAUUCACCAAGCAGACUAUCCUUCACUCAGGCUUCUUAACUCUUUCUUAAUAAUGAAAGCCCCAUAUAAUUGGAGCAGCAGAAGUUUUCUGUCCAGAACUUGUCCACCAAGAAGAUGCGGAUCAUAGGAGGACUGGAUGCUGGUGGAGUGUGUAAUUGGCCUAUGGGUAGGAGGGGAUCCAAGAGGUUGGGGCGGAGCUGACUUUUUGUGUGAAUGUGGAGGGUUGAAUUUUUUUUUAGUUGAUAUACUACGUAUUAUGGUUUCUUACCUUACUUUGGUUCAAAAGUUAAGACCUGAAAUUUAGGUUUAUCAAAAGUUGAGAUUAUUUUUUUCUUCCCAAUCUUGAAGAACAUUUGAUGCACACAUGUGUGAGUGUACAGAGUUUAAGCACGUGAACCUCAUUUAUAAAACUCCAUUUGCAUCA